UUCAUCCACCAUGUCUUUUCCACGGUGUUGCUUUAUAUGUAUUUUUAUUCUUUUGGGUUUAGGUAUAGAGCUAGCAAAUUCUCAGCCUUAUAGAGUAGUGGGAGGAAAACUACUACCUUACAAGACAAUCAUCGUGGAUCAAUCAGGGCAUGGAAACUUCAAAACCAUACAAUCUGCUAUUGAUUCAAUCCCUUCCAACAAUAGGUAUUGGGUUUCCAUAAAUGUGAAGACAGGUAUCUACAGGGAAAAAGUGAUCACAAUUCCAGUUGACAAGCCUUACAUCCUAUUGCAAGGAGAGGGAAAGACGAAAACUCUUGUUCAAUGGGGUGACCAUGAUAACACAUUACAGAGCGCUACAUUCACAACUUUGGCUGACAAUAUCAUCAUCAAGUUUAUGAGUUUUAUUAAUUCUUACAAGAAUUAUAAACCCGUACGACCAGCAGUAGCUGCCUUGGUAAGCGGUGACAAGUCCUACUUCCCUAGUGUUGGUUUCUUUAGUUUUCAAGAUACUUUGUGGGAUAAUCGUGGAACUCAUUACUACAAGUCUUGUACCAUUCAAGGUGCUGCUGAUUUUAUCUUUGGUGAUGGUCAAUCAUUAUACGAGGAUUGUACCAUAUCUGUUAUUGCUGCACCUCUAGGUCCAGGAAUUUCUGGUUUUAUCACAGCACAAGGGAGGGUAAGUCCCAGCCAAUCAAGUGGAUUUGUUUUUAAGAAUUGUGUUAUCGAUGGAACUGGCACAACUUACUUGGGAAGACCGUGGAGAGAAUAUGCUAGAGUUCUUUUCUACCACACAAAAAUGUCGAACAUUAUACAUCCAAAUCGUUGGGAUCCAGGGCAUUUCCGUAAUCAAGUGUAA
Messenger RNA from Lotus japonicus, 856 nucleotides. RefSeq names its product probable pectinesterase 29. The coding region runs from base 11 to 856 and encodes 281 amino acids. Gene Ontology annotation, molecular function: pectinesterase activity. The transcript is spliced from 4 exons. NCBI's taxonomy places the organism in Eukaryota, Viridiplantae, Streptophyta, Magnoliopsida, Fabales, Fabaceae. Gene Ontology annotation, biological process: cell wall modification. The record is from RefSeq and is a predicted model, not a curated record.